AUAUAAUAGCAUGGAUUUGCACCCUCGUUGCUAGUUACUGCAAGGAAGAUUUACUCUGGGUGAAGUAAGUAGGGACUUGUUUUUGUAGUCAUGAUCUUUACCCCCUAUUUAUUUCAUCGUUUUCGUAUGUAGCAAUGGUGCUUUGUGAAGAAAACUUAAAACGAAUUUGCACUAUUUGAUGCUGACUAGGAAGACAGCAGGGAAUGAAUUUUUAUGUACAAUGCUCUUUGUUUUGAGUUAAAAGGCUAUUUAUAAAAUCGUCCGUGUCAUCGAAAAAAAUUGCUACCUAGAAUGCUACCCAGAAGGGCUUCUGAAACUUCCUUCCUAAUAAUGUUCUCAAUGUUUUCUUUUUACAGAUAAAUUAGUUUUUAUUGUUUUCAUUAGAUUGAAUUUCUGACAGAUUUAGCUUACAUAAGGUAGAGAUGAGAUGGGACCUCUUCUCGGAAAAGAUCCCUGUUUUUCAAUUCUCAUGAGCGACCACCUCCUGUAAGCGAUCACUAAAAUUUAGUAAGUUAGUUAGUCUUAAUCUUUGUAUUUUGGGUGGUCGCCUAUGGAAGGUUGACUGUAUAUAAGAAAUUUAGCAAAGUGAGGUUGAAGAAAACAGAAUUUGAUUAAGAGUAUUUUUAUUUUUCUUAGGAUGAAAGUCUUGAAUUGAUUUCCAUAAUACUGCCUUUAUGCACACUAUGUCUGCAGACAUGAAGAAGAUUCCACUUGGACCUCCCCCAUCAUAUGAUACAACACCACUUGAUCUUGGGGAUGGAAACUUUAAGAAACAGAGCAAUAUUGGCCUAUUCAGUUUGUUGAUGGAAGACCCUCCACCAUACAAGGAAAAAAAUUCCCCCACAGAAUCUUUCAGUAGUUUUCAAUUCCUCCCUCCACUUGCUCUGCGUCCAUGGAAGAGGUUCUUCAGUAUGUGCCUCAGUGGCCGCUGUAGUACCUCAACUGAAAAUUUUGGCCACAACUUGGUGUAUUAUCAAGUCAACUAUGCAUGGCUGAUGUUGCUCCUUGUUAUGGUAGCUCUUGUGGUGUAAGUGAAUACCAUAAAAUUCCAAAAAUAAGCCCCAGGGCUUAUAUUUUUCAAAGGCCCUUUUUGAAGGGCUUAUUUUGGGGGGGCUAAUAUUCGGAGGGGCUUAUCUACGGAGGGAAAUUUGCGUUUCAAAAUCAAUUGGGCUAGCCUUACAGUUGGAAGUAAAUUUACCGUUUUUGCUUUGUUUUACUUUGUAUUUGAGGGCAUUUUUCCAAGUACAAGCCCCAGGCAGUGGGGGGGCUUAUAUUUGGAGGGGCGAUUUAACAGAGGGUUUUUGCGUUACCAGUUUGCAGGGCUUAUAUUUGGAGGGGCUUAUUUGUGGAAUUUUAUUGUAUUAGUAUUUUUACACUCUCUUUAGGUAUAUAUAGUGAUGAUCAUGAGGAUUGUAAAAUUAAUCACCUGAUCUAAUAUGUGAACCAGUAAUGAGCAAUAUACAGCGAUGCAAUUGGAACUAACAUUAGUUAACAUUUACAGGAUUAAUUCUGAUGAUUUCAACUUUUGUAUUCUGUGGACAAGCAUCACUGUGCUUCUGAUUUAUGGAUUAAAUGUCAGUGGAUUUGUAUUUAAGUUGUUUGGUAAGUUUUGAAGAUUACUUCUCAACACUUAUGGGUUAUAUACACUUAUAAAUAUGUUAAAGGUCAAAAUUAAACUCAGGUUAUUGUACUUUGACUUCAGUUUUGAAUGUUAUUGGUCACCUUUUUAAACUAACAUAAAGCUCACUAUUUGUAACCUUUUCCUUCCUAGAGAUAUUUUCCAUCAUUCACCUUUUUCAUUAAUUUAACUUCACUAAUAUAAUUAAUUAAAUUUUAAUUAUAGAUAUUUAUUAUCUUGAAAUCUCCAAGUGAAAGUUCCAAGUGGGACAGGUGGGAUCCUGCCAGUCCUACCUAGGAUCCUGGGUGGGAAGAGGGAGUCACUGGCGGGAGAGGUCCGGGAGAUCUUACCAAUACCACCUGAGAUCCCAGGUGGGAGCCAUGAUCCUGAGUAGGUAUCCCACUAAUGAAGGUGGGAUCCCUUGUGAAUCCUGGAUGCCUCUUUACCUGAGUGCUGAUAUCUGUUUUUCUUCCAUUGUCAAUAUUUUGAAAUACCCACAGUUGCUGUAAUGAAUACAGUAAAAACCCUCGACUAAGAACCUUCAUUUUCCAAAGUUAGCCUAAACAGAUUCUUACAUUUUGAAAUGGUAAUUAGCACAAAUUUUGGCUAUUAAGGUUCUUAACUUAUUUUCUGAAAAAAAAAAACAUAAAUUGUAGAGGCCUUCAGGUUAUUCCUCUAUAAAAGUUGUAUACUCAAUUAGUAUUGCUGUUGGAAUGAUAAGGCAGGCACCUAUCACUCAAAAGAGGAUCCUGAUUGUUGACUUAUCUUAUUUGCCCAAGUGUACACAAUUUGUUAGAUUUUAUUUUGAGAAAAGAAAUAUUUAAGAACCUGUAAUUCAAAUAUUUUUAGGCUAAACAGGUUCUUUUAUGGAGGGUGCUUAACUGGCAAAUUUUAGACUAACAGGUUCUUCAAAACCAGUUUCUUAGUCACAGGUUGUUACUGUAUCCCAUACAGAGUCCCAACUCUACCGUUGUUUUGUAGGUCGGAGGCUCUCCCUUUCAGAACAGUUAACAGCUUUUAUCAUGUUUGAACUGCCAUUUUAUGGCCUCCUUCCUGGUGCUGUCCCAUUUAUUUAUUUUAUCGGUAAGUUACAUCCUUUAAUCAUUAUGCCUACAUGUCAGUAGAUUCAAAUCUUUUAAUUACAAUAUUUUAAAAAGUAUAUACAGUCAGUGUUUACUGUUGGUACAGUUGGCAUUGAGUUUUAAUUGGGGUACAAACAGGAUGGAAGUAGGUGCAGUAACCACCACAGCGGGGCUGUGUUCUGGAAUCACACAGUAUCCCUGGUUUUGGGUGACUAAGAGAUCUUAGUUCCGCAUAAAUCUCAUACCGUAACUUCCACUUAAAUAUUGCUUAUUAGCACUGGGCUUAUACAACUUCAUAAGGGGUUUUAGGAGGGAUUAUAAAUGGGGUGGGGGGGGGGCUUUAUCUCAAAACAAGCUUCCUAUUAGUGCUGAUCAAAAGACUUUUUGAAUUUACUGGCUUUUUUAAGCUUUAAAAUGUGAUAAAUUUUGAUUCCUUUCAAUUCAAGAGGUGGCCGAUAACUUGGGGGACUUAUAGUGAGGGGGGAGGGGGGGCGGCUUAUAAGCAGAAGUUUCAGUAUGCUGGGUACCCUAGAUUUUGUUUACAUAUAUUGUAUUAAGUUCAGAGCAUUGGGCUUGCUGCAGUAAUGUUCUAUGAUUAAUAUUUUUUGCUGUUAAAGGUGUGAUCUACAGGGUUGUCACUAAGAUUUCAAGUUGCCGGGUAAAUACAACAAGUAGGCGGGGAAUCAAAUGGCUAGGGAUUUCUUUUGGUUCUAUUUUUCUUCUAUUUUCCCAUAAAAGUAGCCGGGGGCCACUCUCUUAGUAGCCGGGGAAAAUCCCCGGCCCCCGGCUCUUAAUGACAACCCUGGAUCUAGUAUAUAACCAUAGCAAUGGUUUUUUAGAUAGCUUUUUCUUUUUCGCAGAAAAGCUCUCUCCUGAUAUUUUGCGUGUGUUUAUGUUGUGAUUCAAUUUUAUCAUGAUUUGAAUUUUAUUUUCCUUUGUUUCAAACACAUUAUCAAACUCUACCAUACCUAAAAACAAAGGAAAAUGAAAUUUAAACCAGGGAUAAAAUUAAACCACAGCCUAAACUAAUCUUUGCAAUCUUUACAGAUAAGAUUGGUCUAUAGUGGUAAUCUGUGUCCUGUAACUUUAAGAAAAAAUGUAAAUAAUGUUUCUUUUGAGUCCUGUCAUUUUCUAUUUUCAGUUGGCUUUACUGGUUUUGUCACCUUCCAUGCUAGCUUUACACGAGUUUACAAACCAUCUUUAUUUGGAAUCAGUAAAAUUCACCACAUUUGACCAGGUGAAAAUCCUGCAUGGAGAUGAUCUUCUGCUUUUGCUCCGUAUCAAAACAAGGCCACAAGAUCUUGUUAUUUUGAGGGAAAUAUUCAUAACUUCAUAUGGCAAUAAUACACCUAAUAUACCUCCUAAUAUGUGCAACACUCAAUAUGAUACAUUAUUGUCCCUUUAAUUCUCACCAAUAAUAUCAAUUUUAUAAAAUGACAUGAUGGAUAUGAAGCGUAAAUAUACUUGUUUGGGGUUAAUAGUUAUUAUUGUGAGUGUUUUGGGUGUUUGUUGGAAUAAUAAAAUGUACGUAGAGAAAGAUGCAUUUUAUUUUUGGCACAGUUAUUUCAGUCAAUUUGUCAUGUGCAACUGGGUCGUUAAAUAAAUAUUAUUGUAAAUCAUAAAAUGACAAAAUAUAUUAGUAAAGGUAUUUUGCAAACUUAGUUUGUAGCCUUUCUAAGGAAGAGGUGUGGCAAAAUAAAAGAUAACAUUAUUUUAAUGUUUUAAAACAAGGUGUUUGAUUGUUUAAGUGGCUUUGAAUGUUGAUGCCCACUGUAUGGAAACCUGUGUUUCAAACAUUCUUCUGAAAGCUUAGCACACAAGCUAGGGGUAAAGCUGCAGGGGUACUCUUGGAAUUGUAGGGUGAGUGC
Molecule: messenger RNA, 4568 nt
Organism: Porites evermanni
Lineage: Eukaryota; Metazoa; Cnidaria; Anthozoa; Scleractinia; Poritidae
Source: the annotation of a GenBank genome assembly